This is a messenger RNA of Diplodia corticola, 1155 nucleotides long. Its product is annotated as arv1-like protein. The record is from RefSeq and is a predicted model, not a curated record. The coding region runs from base 1 to 1155 and encodes 384 amino acids. Lineage: Eukaryota; Fungi; Ascomycota; Dothideomycetes; Botryosphaeriales; Botryosphaeriaceae. The transcript is spliced from 3 exons. Gene Ontology annotation, biological process: sphingolipid metabolic process; regulation of plasma membrane sterol distribution; intracellular sterol transport. Gene Ontology annotation, cellular component: cortical endoplasmic reticulum; Golgi apparatus.
AUGCCGAUAUGCAUUGAGUGUAGAUACCCCCUGCGGACGCUCUACACCACCUACAGCAAAGCGGACGAUCGCGCUUUGGGGAAGGGCGUCCGGCUGACACAAUGUCCGCGAUGCAAGCGAUUCGGAGACAAAUACGUCGAACAUGACUUCGUCGUGCUGUUUAUUGAUCUCGUCUUGAUCAAGCCACAGGUGUACCGCCACUUACUCUUCAACCGCUUGGGCAGGGAAGAUGAUCGAUUUGACCCCUCCAUUAUCCGACUCGGCAUCUUACUCCUCCUCUUCGACGUUUACCUGACUUGGGCCCGCAUCGAGAAAGCCGCACCGCAGCCCUUCUCCACGGAUAACCCUUCACUCGGUCAAGGCGCCAUUGUCGAGCCUCCCUCUGUACUGUCUACACAACCGCUGGUCCUCCAAUACAUCUUUUUCCUCGGCCUCUGCACCGCCCAGACGCUGGCCUUUCACCUACCUAUCCGUCUUCUCUGUUCGCACCCCCCGCGUAUCUGGCUGCCGACAUUCCUGGCCAAACGUUUCCGCACCGCACCCCCCUCCUCCACCGUCCCCAACCAGCCUCCUGCAACGGCUACGACCAUGACUACCACCGUCACGCCCUCCGCCUCGGGCACCACCACCCCGACCGCCUCCAUCUCCUCCGCCACAUCCACCAACGCCUCAUCCACCGCACUCGCACCUGCGGCGCCCGCCGCGUCCACCUUCGCCGCCACACCCACCUUCACGCCUUCCGCGACGACACCGACGUCGACAGCCCACGGCAACGGCCCGGGCAGCGCCAACAACACGGUGCCCCUCCUGCCGCCGUACCCGCACCCCACGCCCCUCAGCACCGCGCUGCUCGUCUCGUCGUGCACGAAGCUCUUCCCGCUGCUGCUCAUCAUCUGGGACUACGACCUCCCCUCGUCGGCCUCGGCCGUGUCCUGGGCCGUCAUCGUCAACAACGUGGCCGCGCUCGAGAUCCUGAUGGACUGCGGCUACCUGCGCGCGGGCCUGCUGGUCGGCAUUGGCGCCGCCGUGCGAGCCGUCGUCGGCGAGCUCGUGCUGGCCAGCGUGGGGCUGAGGGGCAGCGCCGCCGGCCUGGGCGCCGGGGACGGCGGUCAGGCAGGGGGCUGGACGGGGUUGUUUUGGGGCGGUGGCGGAUGA